Messenger RNA from Xenopus laevis (African clawed frog), 591 nucleotides. RefSeq names its product small proline-rich protein 2B-like. NCBI's taxonomy places the organism in Eukaryota, Metazoa, Chordata, Amphibia, Anura, Pipidae. The transcript is spliced from 3 exons. The coding region runs from base 77 to 409 and encodes 110 amino acids. The record is from RefSeq and is a predicted model, not a curated record.
GAUCAAACAAACAUAUCUUAGGGAAUCCAAGUGUCUCCAAGUGUGUCAGAAGAUACUACUGAACAAAGCACCAGUCAUGUCUGGAGUCAAAGGCGGUCGCAGCCAGUGCCAGCAGAAGACUUACUGCCCAGAUCCAUGCCAGCCACAAGUUGUCUGCAAAGAUCCAUGCCAGCCACAAGUUGUCUGCAAAGAUCCAUGCCAGCCACAAGUCCUCUGCAAAGAUCCAUAUCAGCAGGUUGUAUACAAGGAUCCAUUGCAACCACAGUUUGUCUGUAAAGAUCCUUGUCAACGAACCAUAUGUAAUGACCCCUGCCAACCUGCCCAGCAUUACCAUUGCAAGACUGUGCACUGCCCCCAAAAAGUUCACUGUGACCCUUGCCAUCCUUGCCAGUGCUAUGGAAAGCACUGAAUAUUCCCACCUUUGGAACAGGACCUGAGAAUUUCUUCAGUCCACCAAAUACCUUCAAUUCUUUCAGUCCUCUACUCUUUUCUUAUCCUAUCAUAGUGUUAGUAUCAAAUUGCUUGUCUUCUGGAUAUAUCUAGUCUGUGGUGAAUAUUACUGUUCCAUUAAAUGAUCUCACUUUGGCAAAA